This is a messenger RNA of Juglans microcarpa x Juglans regia, 930 nucleotides long. RefSeq lists its product as uncharacterized. The transcript is spliced from 4 exons. Lineage: Eukaryota; Viridiplantae; Streptophyta; Magnoliopsida; Fagales; Juglandaceae. Gene Ontology annotation, biological process: phloem development. The record is from RefSeq and is a predicted model, not a curated record. The coding region runs from base 1 to 930 and encodes 309 amino acids.
AUGAACAUCACCCGGAACAUACAAAAGACGCAGAUAGAAGAAGUCGAUAAACAAAUAGAUGAAGUGAAGGCAUAUUGGGAAACGAGGGAACUUCCAGAAACACCUACAAAAAUUGUGGAGGCUUUCAAGAAGGCACUGCUUAGUAUCGAUGUGCUGAAAAAUAAGAAUGCUUUAUUGUUCAUUUCGGACGUCAUGGACAUCUCCGUUGAAGAAAUCUCGAUUUUAAAGCCCAUUUUUUAUGGGAUAAGAGAUAGGGAUGAACCGUAUAAAAUUGUAUGGAUCCCAAUAGUGGAGCAUUGGACCGAUGACAUGCAAGCGAAGUUCGAGAUGUUGCAGUCCAACAUGCCGUGGUACAUAUUGCAGGGUUUUCCACCAACAGUAGCAGACAUCCAGAUCAUUACGAAUGAAUAUCGCAGCUUAAAGAAUAAGCCUAUCGUCGUGGUAAUAAACCCACAAGCGAAGGUGGAGCAUCCAAAUGCUCUCCGCAUGAUUCGGCCAUGCGGAAUGAAGGCCUUCCCUUUCACGGCCGAAGCUGAAAAAGCGAUAAUGCCUAAAGGAAUUCAUUAUAAAUCUAAGGGGGUCCACAUCCCAGACAGUGGCCCGAGGCAGGAUAACAAGAAUUACACUUUCAAGUGCUAUAUAUGGAAUUGCCAACACCAGCUUGGAGGCAAGAUUUACUCAUCAUUUAAAUAUAAUUCGUGGGUAUCUGGCUUCAAAUACUCCGGACAUUCGGAUGUCCAGAAUCUAGCAAGUAACAGUGGAUGGCUUGAGCUCUGCAAAGGUACUCAUGGCGAGGUAGUAGUCAAGGAUCAGGGGACAACAAUUUUGAAGGUCUUGGAGAAGUUUGAUGAUUGGAAAAAUUCUGUGAAUCAGUUUGGCUUCGAUGAAUGUUUCGAGGAUUACUACAUGAGGCGCCUACCAGGAAAUUGA